AACUUGCUCCCAACGUCCAUCGUGAAUCGGUUACCUAACAUCCUGGCACCUCAAGGAAUGUCAGAGAAGAGCCAGACCUGGGCGUGAAUCUUGCGAUGGGCUUGUGCAUUGCUCGUGAACGCCCAAAGUCCCCGAACCCUAUUAGGCUCGAGCGCAUGCCAGGAGAUAGCCUUGCGGAGGCGGACGACAUGUGCAGGAGGAUGACUCGUUACUCGGAGAAGGGCCCCAGAAUCGCGCCAGGGCGCAUGCGUUCUGCCAGUGCGAGGUUAUGGCGCCAUGUAGCCGGGUAUCCCGCCCCAACGCAUGUACAUAUACCGAUGCGUGCUCGACCUGAGCAUUUUACUCAUCUUACAGCGCAACAUCAUCGUCCGUCAUGGUGGACAACGCGUUUGUCUGGCGAUGCAGCAAAGUAGGGUGCCCCGAUCCCGACUUUCCGAAGGACUACAAGGCAGAGCACUGCACCUCGUCUCGAGGGCCCGCUUUGUGUAAGUCCAUGCGGCACGGCUGGAAGUAUCACUACAAACAAGUGACUGUUCCGUGGAAAGGUGGGAGGACGACGCUUGUGCGCGACAAGGUCACUGGGCUUUUCUGUUGCCCUUGUGGCGCACCAUCCCAUGCUUGCCAGGACGGACAGCGCAUGUUCAGGCUAUGCAGACGCAGGGUGCACCCGAGCACGAACGACGACGUAACCAAACCGACGGACAACGAACAAAAUGGAAGUCCUGAAGAGGACGAUGACGAUGAAGACGAAUCCCAACCUUGCAUCCUGAUUGCCAGCAGCCCGUCACCAGACACUCCCACCUCGAGCACAUCGAAGGCCGGCUCUUCUGCCAGCGCUCAUCCCGAAACGAGCUCCUCGCGGGCGAGAUGCGCGACCAGGACGAGACCCAAGACCGUGCUCUCUACGUACGCGCCGGCUAGUAGACAGUCCAGGCGAAAGCGAGCGCGUAGCGUGUCGUCGUCGUCUGACCAGUACCGUGAGAAUUCUGAAGGCGAAGAGGACUCGCAGAUCCUUGUUCUCAAGCAAGAGUUCCAAAAGUUACGCCAGAAAAGGGAGGCAAUGUGGCGACGCUUGAUCGACAAGGAGAAGGAGGAACUGAAGAAGGACAUGAAGCGCGCGAAGUUGGGCUGAAGGCAUGCGACGAAGACCCAUGUUUGUACGAUGCCGCUUAUUUCUUUGUACCAGUAUUGCGUGAGGGACUAUGUCGUCGUAUUUCUUGCUCUAUCAUCAAUUUCAGGAGAGUCCGCGCGAUGGCGAGGCCGCCCUAAAGCACGAACAUCUAUGCGGUUCUAUCGCCGACAGUUCUGCCUCAUGGGGGUUGGAACGAGGUUAUGGUUCUGGAGGUUAGACUUUUCGGCUACCCCAUGAAAGCUCGUCCGGGGGGACAAGUUCAUCUAAAGGGGCACCUCGUAGAAAGUCAACACCGAUGUCAUCGGCGCAGUCAUGGCCGCUUCUUCCGAAAGUUGCGACUGGGG
Schizophyllum commune H4-8 is the source of this 1476-nucleotide messenger RNA. RefSeq lists its product as uncharacterized. The record is from RefSeq and is a predicted model, not a curated record. The coding region runs from base 374 to 1132 and encodes 252 amino acids. NCBI's taxonomy places the organism in Eukaryota, Fungi, Basidiomycota, Agaricomycetes, Agaricales, Schizophyllaceae. The transcript is spliced from 8 exons.